This is a messenger RNA of Drosophila mojavensis, 1006 nucleotides long. Its product is annotated as pyridoxal kinase. Gene Ontology annotation, molecular function: pyridoxal kinase activity. NCBI's taxonomy places the organism in Eukaryota, Metazoa, Arthropoda, Insecta, Diptera, Drosophilidae. Gene Ontology annotation, biological process: pyridoxal 5'-phosphate salvage. Gene Ontology annotation, cellular component: cytosol. The transcript has 3 exons. The record is from RefSeq and is a predicted model, not a curated record. Bases 1 to 909 code for a protein of 302 amino acids.
AUGACCACGACAGGUGUCAAACGGGUGCUCUCCAUUCAAAGUCACGUAGUGCACGGCUAUGUGGGCAAUAAGGUGGCUACCUUUCCCCUCCAGCUUCUCGGCUUCGAUGUAGAUCCGCUGAAUUCCGUUCAGUUCUCGAAUCACACGGGCUACAAUUGCUUCAAGGGUCCAAUAUCCACUGAAAAAGAAUUGGCGAACAUAUUCGAGGGUCUGGAGGAGAAUAAGUUACUGGGUCACUAUUCCCAUUUACUGACGGGCUACAUUGGCAAUCCCUUGUUUCUGCGUCAAGUUGGAGAGAUUCUGCGAAGGAUCCGCAUAGCAAAUCCCGAUCUGAUCUAUGUAUGUGAUCCCGUCAUGGGCGACAAUGGCAGCAUGUACGUACCCAAAGAGCUGCUGCCCGUGUAUCGGGAUGAGAUCAUUCCCUUGGCUGACAUCGUGACGCCCAACCAGUACGAAGUCGAGCUGCUCACUGGCAAGGAGGUUCGCAGCGAGGCGGCUGUGUGGGAGGCGAUGGAUUGGUUCCACGAGCGUAAAAUAAAGACGGUUGUCAUCUCCAGUAGCGACUUGGGUCAGCCGGGCAUUCUGCGCGCCUUCCUGAGCCAGAUAAAUGGGCCACGGCUGGCUAUCGAUAUACCCAAGCAAGGCGACAAGGAUCUCUUUUUCACUGGCACCGGUGAUCUCUUUGCCUCGCUCUUUCUGGCUCACAGCCAUGCCAGCGGCGAUGUCACCGAAGCGUUCGAAAAGACCAUUGCCACCCUGCAGGCCGUGAUCAGGCGCACAGUUGAGCAGAUGCCCAGGCAACGGUCCAGUGGACCUGUUCAGGCCUGGGAGCGAGAGCUAAAACUCAUUCAAAGCAAGUCGGAGAUCGAACACCCGAAGGUGGUGCUCAAAGCCCAACGCCUCAACUAGAGCAGCACGGUGCGCACUCAACCAAACGGACAAUACAAUGAACAAUACUUAUCUAAUCCAAAUAUACAUACCAGAAUAAUAAUGCCCUUACAGCCGA